AUGCCGCCGGUGCGACGCCGACGGAUCGUUUUAUACGGUGAUUCGCUCACGCAGCGGUCGUUCGAGCCGUACGGCUUCGGCGCCGAGCUCGCGAGCGCGUUCUCGCGAACGUGCGACGUGCAAAACCGAGGAUUCGGUGGGUAUAACUCGCGAUUGUGCGCCCGGAACGACGUGUUGGAGUACGCGUUCGGUGAUGACUCGACGUACCCAGGAAAGAUUUAUCUGUCGACGGUUCUGUUGGGAACGAACGAUGCGACGCGCAUGGUGAACGCGGAGAGCGAGAAGAAGAAUCGGGUGCGAGUGGACAUCUCGGAGUACGAAAAGAAUAUGUAUACAAUUUUGAAGCGCGCGGCGGAGGCGAGCGAGGUAGUGAUCGCGAUAUCGCCGCCGCCGACGUGCGACAAGCUUCGAAGACGCGCGCAAAAGGAAAAGUGGGGAGCAAAGUGGGUGGGAUCGGAAUUCGAGGAUAGACGGCCGGAUAUCGCGAAGUACGCGCGAGCGUUGAAGCGCGUCGUGAAAAGGCUCGAUGGGGAUGGGUACACGUGGGUGUACGGAUGCGAUAUACACUCGGCGAUGGGCGCCGACGCGCCCGAAAUGCUCGGGGAUGGAGUUCACUUCAACGAGGAGGGACAACAUUUCGUCGCAGAAAACAUCAUGGGCAUGCUCUCCUUCUUGAACGCCAAGGAACCAAGCUGGAACGCGGAUACUCUGCUACCAGACUUUCCGUACGGACACGAGAUCCGCGAUCCAUCGAACGCCGAGGUGUCAGAAGAAGAGCUGUUUCGACGUCACGACGAGGCGAAAGAAAAGUGGAACGAGUCGCACACACUUAACCUCGAGAUGCGACGAUCAGGAGCUACAAACCCACGAAUGACCUUCGGUGCGGCGCCAGAGUAG
Ostreococcus tauri is the source of this 897-nucleotide messenger RNA. RefSeq names its product Lipase, GDSL. NCBI's taxonomy places the organism in Eukaryota, Viridiplantae, Chlorophyta, Mamiellophyceae, Mamiellales, Bathycoccaceae. The coding region runs from base 1 to 897 and encodes 298 amino acids. The record is from RefSeq and is a predicted model, not a curated record. The transcript has 2 exons. Gene Ontology annotation, molecular function: hydrolase activity, acting on ester bonds.